Molecule: messenger RNA, 842 nt
Organism: Leptomonas pyrrhocoris
Lineage: Eukaryota; Euglenozoa; Kinetoplastea; Trypanosomatida; Trypanosomatidae
Product: putative mitochondrial P27 protein, putative (P27)
Exons: 1
Coding region: 120-842 (240 amino acids)
Source: RefSeq, a predicted model, not a curated record
GAAAAUCCAGCCGGAUUUCUAGCAGCUUUUUUUUCUCUUUAACCAAGCACAAUCUAUAUUUCCAUUAUCUAAAAGAAAACUUUCCUCACAAGAUAUUCACGACCACCCCCGCUUGAAAGAUGUCUCGCUGCACGUCCAAGAUGUCCGGCGGUGUUGCCCGCGCCAACCUGGUCGACCACGGCGUCCUGCUGAAGCCGGUGAGCUGCAACCCCUUCCUUGGGGCCGUCCACGACGGCACUAGCACCGGCUACAUGCAGGGCUACGCUGCGAAGCCGAUCCACUGGCUCUACCGCUUCCGCCACAACCUUCUCCCGCAGGGCAUGGCCACCGGCUUCUUCUCCCGCAACCCGUACGGCCGCUACGUGCACUGGCUCGAGGUGAGCACGAUCGAGAAGAUACGCCUGCAAUUGCAGACGAUGGAGUCGAUGCCUUGCUCCGUCGUGACGUCGAUCGUGGUGAUGUACACCCUGUGGUUCUCCUACCGCCUCACCUUCCUGCACCCCGAUAUCACCCUCUACAACCUCGGCCUCUGGCCCACCAAGCCGUGGGUGCAGCAGCAGCGCUUCAACAAGAAGAUCGAGCUGGAUCAGCCCGUCUACCGCUGGGUGCACCGCGUGCCGGAGUUCAUGGCGGUCGAUCCAGCCCGCGAGCUGUACAAGCUGAACGUGCAGGCCAACGAUCCGUACCUGGAGUACGUGCGUGGCAUGGGCCGUGAGAAGGAGCUCACCCUGUACCCGUCGGAGCGCACAGGCGGCAAGGGUGACAUCCUCCCGCUGAACCUCCGCCACGAGGACCACAGCGGCCACCACCCCGGACCGCUGACCUCCAGCCAAGGUCUGUAA